UCCCUGUGUUGACUGACGCAGGAGAGCAGAGCAGUGGACGAUUGGAGCUGCGCUGAUGUGCAACAACUAAGACCGAGAGUCAAGAGUCCAGGGUUUUUUUCAGAAUACCACAUUCCGCUAACAGAUGAGCGUCUGAAAUGCCAUUGUUUGCACUUGAUGUAUUCGGUUACCACAUUUAUAACUUUACUGUGUUCUCUGCGCAUAAUCGAGAUCAUCUGUCCGGAGUCGAUAUUACUGCUCCAGUAACGGAUUGAUCCACGCUUUUCAUUCAAAUUUACGGCAUGACAUGUAGAUAAUCAUCCGAUACUUAGAUGGGGCUCCUGAGGAUCAUCAUGCCACCCAAGUUCCAGCUGCUGGCUGUUAUGGCGUUUGGAGUGGCGAUGCUUUUUAUUGAGAACCAGAUUCAGAAGCUGGAAGAGUCUCGGUCAAAGCUGGAGCGCACCAUGGCCAGACACGAGGUGCGAGAGGUGGAGCAUAGACAGACGCGGGACAGUCUGCGUGACUCUCCAGCGUUGCCUGAGAUUGAGGAUCUGGUCAUCAUCUAUAACCGUGUGCCCAAGACUGCCAGCACCUCCUUCACCAACAUCGCAUACGACCUGUGCGGAAAGAACCGCUUCCAUGUUCUCCACAUCAACACCACCAAGAACAAUCCGGUCAUGUCCCUGCAGGACCAGAUGAGGUUUGUAAGGAACGUGACAUCCUGGCGAGAAAUGAAACCAGGUUUCUACCAUGGCCAUGUCGCCUACUUGGACUUCACAAAGUUUGGGAUCAAGGGGAAGCCGGUUUACAUCAACAUCGUACGGGACCCCAUCGAGAGGUUGGUGUCUUACUACUAUUUUCUCCGAUUUGGAGAUGAUUAUCGGCCAGGUCUCAGACGGAGAAAGCAGGGCGACAAAAAGACGUUUGAUGAGUGUGUGUCGUCAGGAGGUUCUGAUUGCACUCCUGAGAAGCUUUGGUUACAGAUCCCGUUCUUCUGUGGCCAUUACUCAGAGUGCUGGAAUGUUGGCAGUAGAUGGGCUCUCGAGCAGGCCAAGUACAAUUUGGUGAAUGAGUAUCUGCUAGUGGGAGUGACUGAGGAGCUGGAGGAUUUUAUCAUGAUGCUCGAGGCAGCGCUACCACGUUUCUUCAGAGGAGCAACUGACCUCUACCGCACAGGUAAGAAGUCUCACUUGAGGAAAACAAGCGAGAAGAAACCUCCCACUAAAGAGUCCAUCUCAAAGCUGCAGCAGUCCAACAUAUGGAAGAUGGAGAACGAGUUCUAUGAGUUUGCGCUGGAACAGUUUCAGUUUGUGCGCGCUCACAGCGUCAGGGAAAAAGACGGAGAGCUUUACCUGCUGGCUCAGAACUUCUUUUACGAGAAAAUCUAUCCAAAAGUAACCUAGAGUUUGCAUUAUCACGGUCCAUGUGUCGUUCGGCCUGUUCAUGUACUGUUCUGUCACUUUCACUGGGAAGAGAGGAAGUCAAGAAAUGUGGACACAAAAUCCUGGAGGUCCUAGACUAGAGGUGUUGAGGGGUUUAGAGCCUGUUUUUUUAGUUUGUUUGUUUUUUUGAGAGAGAAAGAGAGACUUUACGCAGUGCUGACCACGACUCUCUUUAUCAAGUCUCUUCGAGCCCAGUCUCUUUUUAUGGACUUUCACAGCAGUGAAAACACUUGUGACAUAAACAUCACAUUUUCACAUAAUUCAUCAUGCCUUCCAAAAGAAAAUGACAGAAGCUUUUUUGGCCAUCAGUCAUUGUUGUGAAAUAUGAAUUUUGAACAGGGUCAAAAGGGGUACUUUUUGUACCAGGCAUUUGGUACAUUAGGGGUACCUCCUUAUUUUACUACUAACUGUGGUUUUGUGAAUUCUUAUCACUUUCUUGCAUUGUGUAUAUUGAUUUUUAAUAGAAUGCCAUGAACAGUGUUUACAGACUUUAGUAAAGGUAUUGUAGCCUAUAGCCGGAGGUUAGAAAGUGGUGAAACAGAUUUCAUAUCUGUACAAAUUGUAUUUACGUGUAUAUUUUAUGUAAUUGGACCAAAUGGUUGUAAGAAAUUCAAAGCUGUAGAGUUUAAAAUUAGUUAGAAAAUAGACUUCUUUUUGAGAAACCCACUGGUGCUUGCUUUCUUUUCUAUUGCUCAUUUUUUUUCCAUCACAACUCCCGAAGACUCUAAAAUAAUGAAAUAGAAGUUGCACUGUCCGUAUACUUUCAAGUACAGAGACUGUUUUGAAUAGAAGACCAUGACCUCCAUGAUCCUGUUUCUCAGUCCAGAUCUGGUUCCUUGAGUCUUAACUACUGGUAUCAUCUUGUAGCGGUCAGGACCAUGUUCUCAACAGACUGCUACCCUCUCAGAAGUCCAAAUUAUUAUUAUUAUUAUAAUGUGUUCUACCAGAAGAUAUGAAAAAAAGAAAAGAAAAGGUUUAAACCAACAUUAGUUGUACACUCAAUAGUGCCUUCAUGAAUCAUUUAUUCCACCCUGGUUUCAGCAGUUGUUCGGAUCAUUUAAACAACGUCUGUGUUUUAAACUUUUAAAGAUACCAGCUUUCCGUUUAUUUUUGGGUUCUUCCCUUAUAUGUUGGGUCCUUUAUCUUUCAUUAUCUUUUUUUUAAAAUAUAAACUGUCUCAAAGCAUUUCAAAUAAACUUAACUGUCUGUGA
Molecule: messenger RNA, 2632 nt
Organism: Rhinichthys klamathensis goyatoka
Lineage: Eukaryota; Metazoa; Chordata; Actinopteri; Cypriniformes; Leuciscidae
Gene: hs2st1b
Product: heparan sulfate 2-O-sulfotransferase 1b
Exons: 7
Coding region: 312-1382 (356 amino acids)
Cellular component (GO): membrane
Molecular function (GO): heparan sulfate 2-sulfotransferase activity
Source: RefSeq, a predicted model, not a curated record